This is a messenger RNA of Postia placenta MAD-698-R-SB12, 1035 nucleotides long. RefSeq lists its product as hypothetical. The coding region runs from base 1 to 1035 and encodes 344 amino acids. Lineage: Eukaryota; Fungi; Basidiomycota; Agaricomycetes; Polyporales; Adustoporiaceae. The record is from RefSeq and is a predicted model, not a curated record. The transcript is spliced from 2 exons.
AUGUCGAACCCAUGGGAGGAUCCAAACGCGCCUCGUCAGGGCCCAUCAUCCCCCGACGAGCUCAUGCGGACUCCAAACCGCUCACCGCAACGGCCGCAGUCACGACGGUCACCACCGAGGUUGGCACAGCCUCAACCAUCCUACCCUCAGGUCCCGGUAAAUCCGAGACCCGCCCCACCAGUUCCUCCGCCCAACGCACUCGCCAUCGCACUCUCCCAAAUCGCAACCUUGUUGCAAAAUCAACAACAAGGUGGAGGUCGAAAACCUGUAGUAAACAAACCAAAGGAUUUCGACGGCAAUAAGGAUGAGUACGAAAAGUGGAAGAUGGAGAUGCGGCUGUUCCUGGCCGAUCACCAGAUCAACGACGAUAACAGGAGAACCAAUAUUAUCGUCAGCUAUAUCCGCGGGCCGAAGGUAGACGCCUUCAUCCGAAUCCUGUACAAUACAAAUUGUAUUGGCGGAUAUUGGCAGAUCUCCAGUACAGAUCUUUGGGGGAUCCUGGACGACCACUAUGUCGAUGCUAGCCUAAGAGAAAAGGCUCAGCAAAAGAUCGAGUACGUGCGUCAGGGAAAUCGGUCGGCCGACGAUUACAUCGUCGAGUUUGAGGAUCUGGCAAGUCAGGCCGGAUACAAUUUGGGUGACGAACAUGUGAAUGGUGCACCCGUAUCCGCGGCAUUGACCGCAACUGGCGAAUUCGCCAGGAGGAAAAAGCUUUGUGGAGCCGCUACCACGGCAACUCAAACGCUUCUGGAAGCAAGCCGGCAACACAACCGGCUCGUCAAGCUGCUCCAGCAGCACCACAAAGAACUCCUGGGGUCAUACCAGUGGCCGGGGUCUCAUACCAGCCAAGAAGGGAUGGAACGGGUACUUUGUACCAAGGAGGUGGGCAGCCGAUGCAGAUCGAUCGGGCUUGCAUCAAAUGCGGAGCGAAGAAAACAGAAAAAGGGACAUGCGGAGACACGUGGCAUCUACCAAACCGGGCGGCAGGGCCUCAGCCACAACGAGUACGUGAGCUGGCUGUCGAAACGGGGGUAG